ACACACAGCUGCACGGGACCAGGCACCACGACACCACGACGUCACGCAGCCUCCGUUUCCACACAGCCAGCAGCAGUCGGACAGCAGGUGGCAACCUUCCCCUCCCUGGAAACUCCCACUGGGAGGUGUGUUUACUUGGGAAUCCAGACGGAGGUAGAGCUGCCAUCCUGAGUCGCCUGCUGGCUUGGGCACCCAGAAUUGCCAGUCUGCUGCUGCGCUAACCCUAAGGCCGCCUACGGUCUCUGUUUAGAGUCCCAACCAGGCCAAAAGCCCUCUUUAUUGUGUGUCCCCCAUGCAAGAUUUAAUUUUCUUCUACCCAAGAGCACUUGCGCAGCCUCACUACAGGAGAAAAGUUCGACGAGCCUGAAGCCUGAACAAGCGAAAUGGCUGGAAACUCCUCCUGAGCACCCACGGGGCAAAGGCCCAGAAAGAGAAAGCUGCCCGCCGGAAGUCACGAAGCCUCGCCAGGGCUUGGACCCGGGACCCCUAGGUCCAGAGCUGUGACGUCACCCGGCUCCGCCCCCGAGUCGGCGGCAGAGUCCGAGCCCCAACAGGCUCCGCAGCAGCCCCGAGCCCCCUGGUGCGCACACUCAGUCCGACUUUGCUGGCGGACCGCCCACCCGGGUUUUCAAUCCCUUGGAGUGUGCAGGCGGGGGAAACUGAGGCGAGGAGGGUGUGAGUGUGCUCCUCCCUCCCUCAGUCCACACCCCAGGGCACGAAAAGCUGUUUCCCCACUUCCCAGACCCGGAGGGAGCAGCAGAGAAGAAGGGGAGGAAGGGGAGGGGGCCAAAGCAAGCAAGGGCUGAAAAGCCUGCCACACUCAAGAUGGCGGCGCGGCCGCGACGAGGCCCCUCAGAGGCGGAACCAGCGCAUGCGCAGCCCGGAGUCCCGGGCCGGGACACAAAAUGGCGGCAGCGGCGCUGGGGAGGGCGAGGCGGAGGCGGCAAAACGGGCGGUCGAGCAGAACGUGUAGCCGCGUCCCCUCGAGUCCGCUCCGGGCAGCUGCUGACGCAAGGAGUCCCCUGAGCCCCCGUCCACUCCACUGCUGACCAGCCCAGUCAUCUGUGCUGAGCCUUCCUGCAGGCCUCCCUUCUGCCUCUGUGGGACCCUGUGACGGGGGGUCCAUCCGGCCAGAGAAGAAAACCCUCUCAUGCUAGCAUUGCAGACCCCAGAGGGUCCUGUGUGGGUGUUGAGAUGGCCAAUGAGAAUCACGGCAGCCCCCGGGAGGAGGCAUCCCUGCUGAGUCACUCCCCAGGCACCUCCAAUCAGAGCCAGCCCUGCUCUCCAAAGCCCAUCCGCCUGGUGCAGGACCUCCCAGAGGAGCUGGUACAUGCUGGCUGGGAGAAGUGCUGGAGCAGGAGGGAGAACCGUCCCUACUACUUCAACCGAUUCACUAACCAGUCCCUGUGGGAGAUGCCCGUACUGGGCCAGCAUGACGUGAUUAUUGAAAUGCUUGCGACACCCACGAGCCAGUCAGUGCCCAGCUCCCCCAGUGUGCCAGGAACCCCAACCCUGAAGAUUUGGGGUGCAUCCCCUGAAGAUAAACAGCAGGCAGCUCUCCUCCGGCCCACUGAGGUGUACUGGGAUCUAGACAUCCAGACCAAUGCUGUCAUCAAGCACCGGGGGCCUUCGGAGGUGCUGCCCCCGCACCCUGAGGUGGAGCUGCUCCGCUCCCAGCUCAUCCUGAAGCUCCGGCAACACUACCGGGAGCUGUGCCAGCAGCGAGAGGGCAUCGAACCUCCCCGGGAAUCUUUCAACCGCUGGAUGCUGGAGCGCAAGGUGGUAGACAAAGGAUCAGACCCUCUGUUGCCAAGCAACUGUGAACCAGUCGUGUCGCCUUCCAUGUUUCGCGAAAUCAUGAAUGACAUUCCCAUCAGGUUAUCCCGAAUCAAGUUCCGGGAGGAAGCCAAGCGCCUGCUCUUUAAGUAUGCAGAGGCUGCCAGGCGGCUCAUCGAAUCCAGGAGUGCAUCCCCUGACAGCAGGAAGGUGGUAAAGUGGAACGUGGAAGACACCUUCAGCUGGCUGCGGAAGGACCACUCGGCCUCCAAGGAGGACUACAUGGACCGCCUGGAGCACCUGCGGAGGCAGUGCGGCCCCCACGUCUCAGCUGCAGCCAAGGACUCUGUGGAAGGCAUCUGCAGCAAGAUCUACCACAUCUCCCUGGAGUACGUCAAACGGAUCCGUGAGAAGCACCUUGCCGUCCUCAAGGAAAACAACAUCCCAGAGGAGGUGGAGGCCCCCGAGGUGGAGCCCCGCCUUGUGUACUGCUACCCGGUACGGCUGGCCGUGUCUGCACCGCCCAUGCCCAGUGUGGAGAUGCACAUGGAGAACAACGUGGUCUGCAUACGGUAUAAGGGCGAGAUGGUCAAGGUCAGCCGCAACUACUUCAGCAAGCUGUGGCUCCUUUAUCGCUAUAGCUGCAUUGAUGACUCCGCCUUUGAGAAGUUCCUGCCCCGGGUCUGGUGUCUCCUCCGACGGUACCAGAUGAUGUUUGGCGUGGGCCUGUACGAGGGCACGGGCCUGCAGGGCUCACUGCCCGUGCACGUCUUCGAGGCCCUCCACCGGCUCUUCGGCGUCAGCUUCGAGUGCUUCGCCUCACCCCUCAACUGCUACUUCCGCCAGUACUGCUCUGCCUUCCCUGACACAGACGGCUACUUCGGCUCCCGCGGGCCCUGCCUGGACUUCUCCCCACUGAGUGGCUCCUUUGAGGCCAACCCGCCGUUCUGCGAGGAGCUCAUGGAUGCCACGGUCUCGCACUUCGAGAAACUGCUCGAGAGCUCCUUGGAGCCCCUGUCCUUCAUUGUGUUCAUCCCCGAGUGGCGAGAACCCCCCACCCCGGCGCUCACCCGCAUGGAGCAGAGCCGCUUCAAACGCCACCAGCUGGUCCUGCCCGCCUUCGAGCACGAGUACCGCAGCGGUUCCCAGCACAUCUGCAAGAAGGAGGAAAUGCACUACAAGGCGGUCCACAACACAGCAGUGCUCUUCCUGCAGAACGAGCCAGGCCACGCCAAGUGGGGGCCAACACCCGAGCGGCUGCAGGAGCUGAGCGCUGCCUACCGGCAGUCAGGCCGCAGCCACAGCUCCAGCUCUUCCUCGUCGUCCUCCUUGGAGGCCAAGGACCGGGACUCGGGCCGGGAGCAGGGCCCUAGCCGCGAGCCUCACCCCACUUAGCACACCAUGCUGGGAGGAGGAGCCCAGGGUGCUGGUAUGGACUGCUGGGACUCAGGCCUCUUGGGGCUGAGUGGACCCCAGGGCCCUCCCCCUGAGGUGGCAGCGGGACUCAGGCUGCCAACGACAUAGGAAGAUUAUGGCUCCACCAGGGGUCCCCUCCCUGCUUCAUCCCCCAAUGCCACACCUUGAACUCACUCCAAGUCCCCUGUACAUAGGCCCUGAUGCCUCCCUCUCCCACAUCCCAGCCCUCCUGGUGCCAGUUUGUUUCAUUCAUAAAAGGAAAUACAGAAACCCA
Messenger RNA from Loxodonta africana (African savanna elephant), 3466 nucleotides. It is a transcript of the gene PCIF1, whose product is annotated as phosphorylated CTD interacting factor 1. The transcript is spliced from 16 exons. Gene Ontology annotation, molecular function: RNA polymerase II C-terminal domain binding; mRNA (2'-O-methyladenosine-N6-)-methyltransferase activity. The coding region runs from base 1195 to 3171 and encodes 658 amino acids. Lineage: Eukaryota; Metazoa; Chordata; Mammalia; Proboscidea; Elephantidae. The record is from RefSeq and is a predicted model, not a curated record. Gene Ontology annotation, cellular component: nucleus.